Molecule: messenger RNA, 2332 nt
Organism: Volvox carteri f. nagariensis
Lineage: Eukaryota; Viridiplantae; Chlorophyta; Chlorophyceae; Chlamydomonadales; Volvocaceae
Exons: 11
Coding region: 1-1959 (652 amino acids)
Cellular component (GO): cytoplasm
Molecular function (GO): protein binding
Source: RefSeq, a predicted model, not a curated record
AUGGCGGCCCCUAAGUCCUCCGACCGUGGCAACAAUAGCAAAACGCCCGUGACAAUUAUUACUGGCUUUCUAGGUGCUGGCAAGACCACCUUAUUAAACUACAUUUUAAAGGAAAAAGGGAGCCGCAGCAUCGCAGUGAUUGAGAACGAAUUUGGGGAGGUUAACAUCGACACGGAGCUGGUCGCCGACAACUUAUUAGCAAAGGAGGACCUUGUCUCAUUGGAGAAUGGCUGUGUCUGCUGCUCGCUGCGGAAGGAUAUAGUUAAGGCCUUUGCCGAAAUUGAGCGGCGGAGCAGGCAGCAGGCAAAGCGCGUCGACGCAAUCGUGCUGGAGACCACUGGUUUGGCAGACCCGGCGCCAGUGGCUUUCACUUUUUUUGCCAAUCCGUGGCUGGCGUCGCGAUACCGGCUGGACAGUAUCAUCUGCGUUGUGGAUGCACGGUAUCUGAUGCAGCAUUUGGAGGAUGGUCAGCAUUCAGAUGGAACCGUGAACGAGGCAGUGCAGCAGAUCGCCUUCGCGGACCUAAUUUUGUUGAACAAAGUGGAUUUGGUUAAAGACGAGGUGGCCAAGAAGCAGGUCCUGAGCGCCAUAAAAAGUCUGAAUAACUCAGCACGUGUAAUUGAAUGCCAGCUAAAUCAGGACACGGGGCGGCCUCCUAUGGACCUCCUCCUCUUCAAUAACCUUUUCUCGGUGAACCGCGUCCUGGAGCAAAUCGACCCCCAGUUCCUGGAUUCGGAUUCGGACUCGGACACGGGCGACGAUGCGGAGCUUUCUUUCCCGCACCCAGCGCAGCAGCAGCAGCAGCGAACAGGCGAUCUCGAUCCCGGGCAAGCGAGCCACGCUGCCUCGACCUCUGCAGCAGCGGCUGAGGGGAUCAUCGGCAGCAGUGAUCCGGCGACAAUAAUUGGCGGGGACGGGGACGGGAACGAUGUCGGGACGGCCACGGCAGCAGCGGUUCCUGGAGCUCCAUUUGUUAGGGGGGAGGACGGUGCGAUGCCUGGAAGGGAUGCAGCCGCACGCAGCAGCGGCCUGACGGGGACCAGCACCGAUAAGCCAAUGUCUGCUGCCGCCAGCCUAUUGCGAAAGUAUGGGGUUCAUGGACCACAUCUGUCAGGGCGCAAGCAUAGCCGGGAGCCGCACGAUUGCGAGGACAACUGCGAAGAGUGCCAUAUCGUGGAUGGCAUGCCUAUUAAGGGCGACCGCAACCCCAAGCGGCGAGCGAAGAGGCUCCACGACCUCUCUGACGUGAGCUCUGUGGGCAUCAUGGCUCGCGGUCCCCUUGACGAGUACCGCUUCAAUAUGUACAUGAAGGACUUGCUUUCUGAGAAGGCGAAGGACAUCUUUCGGUGCAAGGGCGUGUUGAGCGUACACGGCCUGGCCUGGGAUUGGAACUGGGGCCUGCGACGACGACCGUGGGGAUCGCAAUCCAUGCUAGAAGGCAAAAGGAGGUGCAUGGGAUACGGAAACACCAAGUUUGUGUUCCAGGGCGUGCAUGAAACGAUUUGCUACGGGCCGGCGGAGCAGCCGUGGAAGCCGGAGGAGCCGCGAAUCAACCAGGUGGUCUUUAUCGGCCGUGGGCUGGACAGGAAGGCUCUUAUCGAGGGCUUUCGCACGUGUGUCUGGGUUCCGCUGCCCGACGGCUGGGACGAAUUUCGAGAUGACAAGACAAAGCAGCCGUUCUACAUGCACCGCCAAACCGGCGAGAAGUCUUGGACGCGGCCAGAGAUUGCGUGUGCGCGUGUGGUGGCGACGCAGGGCGUUACGCAACAGCCCUCGCAGCUCUUACCCAAGCGUCAACCGUCUCAACUGUCGACGCAGCCGUCGCAGCCGGCGGUCUCGGUGGUGCCGGGGACGGUGCAUCUGACAUCUCCUGCCGGCCAGUCGGCUCAGCAGGGCGACACGGCGUGGGUUUUAUUACUCUGUAAUGCCACUCGCGCGGAUGCUGAGUGGCUUAUAUGAAAUGCAUUGACUCGGGCACCGCUUUUGGCUGUGCGGUGGUGUCUGUGACUGGGGUGCCGUUCGCGUUCUUUGAAGCUGGUGUUUAGCGCGGCGCCUUGUUGGGGCGGUUUGGAAAGACUAGGGCGACGAGGGGAAUUAGUCCUGGCGCUGGGAACGGUUACAUGUUGUGUUAAGGUGUGCGGAGUGUAGUCCGCCGCAUUGUGUAAUGGUGGUGGUUUUGUGAUAUUUUCGGAGAACCUCUCACCCUGUGUUGCUUCACCCUUGAUGUGUGUGUGUGUCUCUGUUUUGGCGCGUUGCGAUAAUUACCACUUAAGGCGGAUCUUGGCGUGUCGGGACUGCAUCUUCACCCGGGUGGUCGCGUGUGGUGGCGCUC